AUGGCCGAAAAUGCUCCCAAAAUCACACUCUACACCAAUCAUCGCUGUCCGUGGGCCCAUCGCGCUCACAUCGUGCUCAGGGAACUUGGACUUGAAUACGACGAAGUCAUCAUUGCACUCGACAAGCCGCGAGAGCCAUGGUACCUUGAAAUCAAUCCUCGCGGUCUCGUACCCACAAUCGACUUUAACGGCGAGAUCAUCACUGAGUCUGGCAUUGUUGUGCAAUUCCUAGCUGAUGCGUAUCCUUCACAUGUUCUCCCUGCUGCUGGCUCAAUUGAAGGAGCACUGAAGCGUGCGCGUAUCAACUUCUUCGUUGACUCCUGGUUUUCCAAGGUCGGCAGCUAUUGGAUUCAGAUUUUGAAGCAGGAUAAUGCGGAAGAGAAGGAAAGAUUGGGGAGAGAGUUUGUCGAGACUGUGGCGAAGGAGAUUGAGCCUUUGCUGAAGGGUGCUGGGCCCUUCUUUGGAGGCAGCAAUAAGAUUACGCUGGCUGAGGCACUCGUCGCGCCCUUCAUACUGCGCAUUUACGCCUUGGCUAAGCACGGCCGGCUUCCGCAGUCUAUCAUUUCAGGUUUUGAUGCGCUGCCUAACUUCUCAAAAUGGGCUGCUGAGGUCAUGAAGCAGGAUAGCGUUACUUACAUUUGGGAAGAAGAGAGCACAGUGGCGGUCCUCAUGAAGAGGGUUGAGACCAUGAAGGCUCAGGCAAAGGCGGGUUCAAAAUGA
Messenger RNA from Plenodomus lingam JN3, 720 nucleotides. RefSeq lists its product as uncharacterized. The record is from RefSeq and is a predicted model, not a curated record. Gene Ontology annotation, cellular component: cytoplasm. Lineage: Eukaryota; Fungi; Ascomycota; Dothideomycetes; Pleosporales; Leptosphaeriaceae.